CAAAGAAAAAUGUUUAAUCUAAAGCUUGUUUAUUUAUUUGCAUUAGUACUUGCAAUUGUUAAUUGUAAACCACUUUAUGAAGAUUCGGAUACAGCUGCCGCAGGAGAAGGUCAUUAUGGCAGGGUUCAAAUGAAAGUGUACAGAGGCCCAACUGAACACGAUGGACAUGAUCAUUUUGCACCUUGGGGAUAUUGGGUGAAACAACCAGCAGAUGAUGGCCACCAUUAUUAACAACCUUUGUAUUUGUAUUUUUCUAUUAAAACGUUAAAUCUACCUACUGGUAUUAUUUAUACUUCCCUUAAUUAUAAGUAUACUUUUUGUAUUAGCCAAACCCAUG
Brassicogethes aeneus is the source of this 337-nucleotide messenger RNA. The record is from the annotation of a GenBank genome assembly. NCBI's taxonomy places the organism in Eukaryota, Metazoa, Arthropoda, Insecta, Coleoptera, Nitidulidae.